CCCCCACAACAGUCUGGGUAUGACCAAGUCUUCCCUGGAUGCCCACAGUCCUCACCUAAGACAACCAGAUCCCUACCAGAUGUUUGGACCUACAAGCAGCAGACUAGCCAGCUCGGCAGGUUCUGGCCAGAUACAACUGUGGCAGUUCCUGCUCGAGUUACUCUCAGACUCGUCCAACGCUAACUGCAUUACGUGGGAGGGCACCAACGGCGAGUUUAAACUCACAGACCCUGACGAGGUAGCCAGGAGAUGGGGAGAACGCAAGUCCAAACCUAACAUGAACUACGACAAGCUCUCCAGGGCGUUAAGGUACUACUACGACAAGAACAUCAUGACGAAGGUGCACGGGAAGCGAUACGCCUACAAGUUUGACUUCCAGGGUCUGGCAGCGGCCACGCAGCCAGCAGGGGCUGACCCAACUGCUUACAAGUACCAGAGUGACCUCUUCAUGUCUUCCUACCACCCCACCACCAAGCUUAACUUCAUGAGCACCCACACCGGCAUACCCUCCUCAGCAGCGAGCAUCUUCCCUUCUCCCACCUCGUACUGGACUAACCCCAGCGCUAACUUGUACUCCAAUAUAGCCGCAGCUUCGGGCCACACCAUGACGCACCACCCCUCCCACAUGACGUCACACAUCUCCUCCGCCUAUCCGCACUACGCAUGACAGUCUCUCUUCUCCAAUUGGUGCACGCAGCAGUCGCGCGACUCCGUCUCCCUCCCCGAUUGGUCCUCGACCUUCCAGCAAGUGACCAAUCUGGAGGAGCAGUGAGGGGGGAAGUUUGAGAGCAGCAGCGCUUAUCCGCCAAGUGAAAAGCAGGUAACAGUGCAGAAACUGGCUUAAGAGGACAGAUUGUCCAGUGUAAGCGAAGUUUUAGGCGAGACGCUGGUUAAUGGUUAGGUUAUUUUUAAGAGGUUAACUUAAGUAGUGAUCCCCGAGAGUGCCGCUAUUAGCCAACUUGGCGAGAUUCGUGCGCCAAGUUGUGUCUGGACUUAAAAUAGUGGCGAAAGUUGGCUAGUGACUGUUUGUGGCGACUGCGCUCUGGUGACAGCCUGGUGACAGCCUGGUGAUGGCCUGGUGAGUGCCUGGCGACGGCCUGAUGACAGCCUGGCGACACCCUGGUGACAGUGGCGUGGCCAAGGUGGGCUGGAGCUCGCCACACAAACGCUGGCGAAGUGUGGCUAAUGCUGCUGGCGAAGUCUUCAACAUGGCGGCGCGGCGCAGUGGUGACUGGUUCCCUCUUCGAGAAGUUGAAGGCACUUUUCGCGCAGUUUAAGUGCGCAGGAGGAGCGUGUGUCGUGACCCUGCUUGCUGCCAUGAUGGCACACCUCAUCUGUUGCUUCACUUGCACGCUGCACAGCCAUCUCGCAAAGUUUUUAGAUGUUGAAGUUGCAACCUCUUCUCUAAGGCGCUAGUGCCACGUCUCUCCUGAUGCCACUGUAAAAAAAAAAAAAGAAGUUUUUCCCGCGACGUUUCUCCCGCUUGUGCCACGUCUCGCCCCAUACUGCCAUUGCAACGCUUUUAACAGUGUUGCUUCUGCCAGAUUACAGGGAUGCAAUCUCAAGUUGCUCUCUGCGCUGUUGCCGCAUCCCUCGACUAUGCUUAACGCGUCAAGGCACUGCUGCCGCAGCACAUGUGGCACAGUGUCACUUCUGCGGCGCUGUUGCCACAUGAAGCACUCUUGCCCAGUGAGAUAAUGCAGCGCUGCCACAUCUAACGAAGCCGGGUGUCUUGCCUCCCAGGCAAUACAGUGUUGCCACAUCUUCCACAGGCUGUUACUUCAUCAGAUGAUGCAACGUUGCCACGUCAAACGAUGCAACGUUUCCACAAGAACCGAUGCAACGUUGUCAUGUCAAGCGAUGCAACGGUGCCACAUCAAGCGAUGCAACGGUACCACAUCAAGCUAUGCAACGGUGCCACCUCAAACGAUGCAAAGGUGCCACAUCAACCGAUGCAACUAUGCCACAUCAAGUGAUGCAACGGUGCCACAUCAAACUAUGCAACAGUGCUACAUCAAACGAUGUAACGUUGCCACAUCUAACGAUGCGCCGUUGCCACAUCAAACGAUGCAACGUUGCCACCAAAGGAUGCACCGUUGCCACAUUUCAUAAACUUCCUCUUACCUCAACAGAACAAGUAAAACAGCGUUGCCACAUCUCACAGAGCACUUGUUGCCACAUUUGUUUCCGGUAUGCUUCACCCAACUCUGCAAACAGGCAGUGUUGCCACAUCCAUACCUGCCCAGCACCGUUGCCAAGUCCCACCGCAUCUCCGUGAGGGGUGGUCAGUGUUUAGCCUACUGCAAUGAUGCCAGUUUUUACCCCUCGUCUAGUUUCGCCCUCUAGUCAACUGGGAAGGAAACAUCAGCGACCCUAGGUGUGUGUGUGUGUGUGUGUGUGUGUGUGUGUGUGUGUGUGUGUGUGUGUGUGUGAAAUCAAGCACAGUUUCUGGCCAAAAUUUAUUGUACAAAACAAUAAUGAUAAUAAAUAAUAAUGACAUAUGCAAAUCUGCCAUUAGAAAUAUUAUUGAAUUAUUAUUAUUAUUACAAAUUAUUAUUAUUAAUAACCAACAAUAAUAAUAAUUUUUUUAUUAUCAUUAAUAACAUUUUAUCAUUAUUAUAAUUAUUACUGUGAAUUAUUACUAUUAAUAUCGUAGACAAGUAUAAUCAUAGUCUAUAAUAAUUCUGACGAAAAGCACGUAAAUCGGAUCUUGCCGAUUCGUAACGGGAACUGAAAUCUGUGGCGAGGAGAAUGUGAAGAUCAGUGACUGUGAAUGUGUGGUGAGGAGAAUGUGAAGAUCACAGUGACUGUGAAUGUGUGGUGAGGAGAAUGUGAAGAUCAGUGACUGUGAAUGUGUGGUGAGGAGAAUGUGAAGAUCACAGUGACUGUGAAUGUGUGGUGAGGAGAAUGUGAAGAUCACAGUGACUGUGAAUGUGUGGUGAGGAGAAUGUGAAGAUCACAGUGACUGUGAAUGUGUGGUGAGGAGAAUGUGAAGAUCAGUGACUGUGAAUGUGUGACGAGGAGAAUGUGAAGAUCACAGUGACUGUGAAUGUGUGGUGAGGAGAAUGUGAAGAUCAGUGACUGUGAAUGUGUGGCGAGGAGAAUGUGAAGAUCACAGUGACUGUGAAUGUGUGGUGAGGAGAAUGUGAAGAUCACAGUGACUGUGAAUGUGUGGCGAGGAGAAUGUGAAGAUCACAGUGACUGUGAAUGUGUGGCGAGGAGAAUGUGAAGAUCACAGUGACUGUGAAUGUGUGGUGAGGAGAAUGUGAAGAUCACAGUGACUGUGAAUGUGUAGCGAGGAUAAUGUGAAGAUCACAGUGACUGUGAAUGUGUAAAUAAUGGAAUCUGUAAAAAUCAAAUUUACCAAAAACGAAGGAAUAUUUUUUUUGUUAUAUUUUUGUGAUGUGUGUGACGUCACUGUCACACUUCUUUUGUUGACAUGACGUCGUGGACUUUAUCUGUAACGUUAUGAGCUUUAUGUGACAUCACGAACUUUAUUUAUGUGACAUCAUGAACCUUAUGUGACAUCAUGAACUUUAUUUAUGUGACAUCAUGAACCUUAUGUGACAUCAUGAAC
Cherax quadricarinatus is the source of this 3577-nucleotide messenger RNA. NCBI's taxonomy places the organism in Eukaryota, Metazoa, Arthropoda, Malacostraca, Decapoda, Parastacidae. The record is from RefSeq and is a predicted model, not a curated record.